AUUUUAUAUACAUCUGUGUGUUCAUGUAUAUAUAUACACAUGAAGAUUCAUAAAAAUCACAAGAGCCGAGUCUCUCUCUCACUCUUGCCCCUAUAUUGCAUCAUCUCUCCUUAAGAAUUCAUGAUGCCUUCAUCCCAUCAGAGCCACACCACCAGCUUCAAACCACUGAGGAUCAAGAAGCCACCACAUCAGAUCAGUCGCAUGGGACCAUCUCCGGCGGCGCAGCCGGUACUUAAGUGUCCGAGGUGUGAUUCCGUCAACACCAAGUUCUGUUACUACAACAACUACAGCUUAUCUCAGCCACGUCACUACUGCAAAAACUGUCGCCGUUACUGGACACGUGGCGGAGCCCUACGUAACGUCCCCAUCGGUGGCUCAACCAGAAACAAGAACAAGCCUUCUAGCCUCCAAGUCAUGUCUUCUCGUCCUCCGAUUGUGGCGCCAUUGUCGUCUCACGAGCUUGCUGAUGGGUUUCGUAUGAACAAAGCACAUAUAGACCCUCCUGCUAUGGCGUUUUCGGGUGGAUUCUCCGGCUACAUGUUUCCGUUAGAUCCUAACUACAAUCUUGCAUCUUCUUCUAUCGAGUCUUUGAGUUCUUUAAACCAAGAUUUGCACCAGAAGCUUCAGCAACAGAGGCUCAUCACUUCCAUGUUUCAACAAGAUUCUCCACCGGUUAUGUUUCAUAACGCUGAGCUACUUACUCCUUCGACGGCGACAACGGAGUGGGCUUUCGAUAGAUCCGCCAUGGGAGGAGCAGCAGCAUGUGGCAUCAAUGAAAGCAAUGAUGAUCGUGAGGGUAAUUUGGGAAGUUGGUACCAUAAUCCUAAUAAUUCUAUGCCCUAGCUCAUUCAAUUCUCAAUGUCAUUACCAUUACUAGUCUCUAAUAUUGUAGCUAGCUUUCAGAAGCUAUGGAUGAAUUACAAAUUAGUAAUAUUAAGUUUCCCCUCUUGUAGUUAUUUUCAACAUAAUAAUUUGCUCGAUAACUGAUAAUAUUCAUAUGC
This is a messenger RNA of Raphanus sativus (radish), 1001 nucleotides long. Its product is annotated as dof zinc finger protein DOF4.7-like. Bases 121 to 843 code for a protein of 240 amino acids. The transcript has a single exon. Lineage: Eukaryota; Viridiplantae; Streptophyta; Magnoliopsida; Brassicales; Brassicaceae. Gene Ontology annotation, biological process: regulation of DNA-templated transcription. Gene Ontology annotation, molecular function: DNA binding; DNA-binding transcription factor activity. The record is from RefSeq and is a predicted model, not a curated record.